UGCUGUUGUCUCGCUCGCUAUUCUCAUCAAGAUGGCUGCUGUUGUCGGGGAUGGAGAAUAACGACAGGCUGUCAUCCGCAAACAGGCCGAGGAAACAGAUCUAAAAACCCGAAGCGGAAAACUUCUAGUGAAACUAGUUCUUUUUCUGAAGGAAGAAGGUCAGGGACAGACGAGCCGCAGACAUGGACACCACCACGUCCAUCAAGAUGACCACUCUGGCCAUCCAGAACCUGUUCAGCUACGUAGAGGAGGAGAACCUGGGCGCCCUCAAAGCUCACCUGGACCGCUUCAAGGAGGUGGACGGCCGCAGCGACAACGGACAGACGCCGCUGAUGCUGGCGGCGGAGCAGGGCAGCCUGGAGAUCGUCCAGGAGCUCAUCAGGAGGGGAGCCAACGUCAACCUGGACGACGUGGACUGCUGGUCGGCUCUGAUCUCUGCAGCCAAAGAGGGUCACCUGGAGGUGGUGAGGGAGCUGCUGGAGAACAGCGCCUACAUCGAGCACAGAGACAUGGGCGGCUGGACGGCGCUGAUGUGGGCGGCUUAUAAAGGGCGAGUGGAGGUGACCCAGCUGCUGCUGGAGCACGGAGCCAACCCCAACACCACGGGACAGUACAGCGUGUAUCCCAUCAUCUGGGCCGCAGGACGGGGACACGGCGAGAUCGUCAGGCUGCUGCUGCAGCACGGAGCCAAAGUCAACUGUUCAGAUAAGUAUGGAACCACCUCCCUGAUCUGGGCCUCCAGGAAGGGGCACUACGACUGCGUGAUGCAUCUGCUGGAGAAAGGAGCCGACGUCGACCAGGAGGGCGCGAACUCCAUGACGGCCCUGAUCGUGGCCGUGAAGGGCGGCUACACGGAGGUGGUGAAGGAGCUCCUGAAGAGGAACCCCAACGUCAACAUGACGGACAAGGACGGGAACACGGCGCUGAUGAUCGCCGCCAAAGAAGGCUACACCGAGAUCGUCCAGGACCUGCUGGACGCCGGGACGUACGUCAACAUCCCCGACCGGAGCGGGGACACGGUUCUGAUCGGAGCGGUGAGGGGCGGCCACGUGGAGAUCGUCAGAGCGCUGCUGCAUAAAUACGCCGACAUCGACAUCAGAGGACAGGUGAGAUCAGCAGCCGUCAUCAUCAAUGGCAAACCCCACGGUUUGUUGCUUAGCAACCGAAGUAACAGACAGAUGAAAGGCUUUUAUCGCCUCAGAUUCCUCCUAAUCAGAGAUGGAGACACACCGCUGAUCAAAGCCACUAAGAUGAGAAACAUCGAUAUCGUGGAGCUGCUGCUGGAUAAAGGAGCCAAAGUGUCGGCUGUGGACAAGAAAGGAGACACCCCGCUCCACAUCGCCAUCCGCGGCCGCAGCCGCCGCCUGGCCGAGCUGCUGCUCCGCAACCCCAAAGAUGGCCGCCUGCUGUACCGACCCAACAAGGCCGGAGAGACGCCGUACAACAUUGACUGCAGCCACCAGAAGAGCAUCCUCACCCAGAUCUUCGGGGCUCGUCACCUCUCCCCCACAGAGACCGACGGCGACAUGCUGGGUUACGACCUGUACAGCUCGGCUCUGGCCGACAUCCUGAGUGAACCCACCAUGCAGCCGCCCAUCUGCGUGGGUCUGUACGCCCAGUGGGGCAGCGGGAAAUCCUUCCUGCUCAAGAAGCUGGAGGAUGAGAUGAAGACGUUCGCCGGGCAGCAGAUCGAGCCGCUGUUCCAGUUCUCCUGGCUGGUCGUCUUCCUUUCUCUGCUCUUUUGCGGCUCCGUCGCCGUCGUCCUCGGCUUCACAGUGGACGCCAAGCUGGCCAUGGCGGUCUCCCUCAGCCUGCUGGCUCUGCUCUACCUGUUCUUUGUGGUCGUGUACUUUGGCGGCCGUAGGGAGGGUGAAAACUGGACAUGGGCGUGGCUGAUCAGCACCCGUCUGGCCCGUCACAUCGGGUACCUGGAGCUGUUGCUAAGGCUGAUGUUCGUGAAUCCGCCGGAGCUGCCGGAGCAGAGCACCAGAGCUCUACCUGUCAGGUUCCUAUUCACAGACUACAACCGUCUGUCCAGCGUCGGCGGAGAGACGUCGAUGGCCGAGAUGAUCGCUACGCUGUCAGACGCCUGCGAGAGAGAGUUUGGUUUCCUCGCAGCGCGUCUGUUCCGAGUGUUUAGGACCGAGGAGACGCAAGGUAAAAGGAAGUGGAAGAAGACGUGCUGCGUGCCGUCCUUCGUCCUCUUCGUCCUCAUCCUGGCCUGCCUGAUCGCCGGCAUGGCGCUGCUGGCCGUCUUCAAGGUGGACGGCGAGAACCAGACGGUGAACGCCGUGCUGAUCGCCAUCGGCAGCGUGGUGGGCCUGGCCGUGCUGCUCAACUGCAAGACGUGGUGGCAGGUCACCGACUCGGUGCUGAACUCGCAGAGGAAGAGGCUCCAUAGCGCCGCCAACAGGAUGCACAAGCUGAAGAGCGAGGGCUUCAUGAAGGUGUUGAAGCAGGAGGUGGAGCUGAUGGCGAGGAUGGCGAAGACCAUUGACAGCUUCACCCAGCAUCAGACCAGGCUGGUGGUCGUCAUCGAUGGUCUGGACUCCUGUGAACAAGAUAAAGUUCUACAGAUGCUCGACACGGUCCGCGUUUUGUUCUCCAAAGGCCCGUUCAUCUCCAUCUUCGCCAGUGACCCGCACAUCAUCAUCAAAGCCAUCAACCAGAACCUGAACAGCGUCCUCAGAGACUCCAACAUCAACGGACACGACUACAUGCGCAACAUCGUCCACCUGCCCGUCUUCCUCAACAGCCGAGGACUCUCCAGCGCCAGGAAGAUGUGCGCCGCCGCGCCCGCCAACGGGGACGCCGCCAACUCUGAAGUGGGUUGGCACGAGGAGCUGGACAGGAAGUUGUCUCAGCACAGCCUGGGAGAAUUAACCAAGUUCGGCAGCAAGACGGCGCUGAACCGCCGGGAUACGUACCGGCGGCGGCAGGUGCAGCGCUCGGUGACCCGUCAGAUGUCCUUCGACCUGACGAAGCUGAUGGUGACGGAGGACUGGUUCAACGACAUCAGCCCGCAGACCAUGAGGCGGCUGCUGAACAUCGUCUCUGUCACAGGCCGCCUCCUGAGAGCCAAUCAGAUCAGCUUCAACUGGGACCGGCUGGCGUCCUGGAUCAACCUGACGGAGCAGUGGCCCUACAGGACGUCCUGGCUCAUCCUGUACCUGGAGGAGACAGAUGGAGUCCCCGACCAGGCCACGCUCAAGAGCAUCUACGAGAGAGUGUCCAAGAACAUCCCAACCACGAAGGACGUGGAGCCGCUGCUGGAGAUCGACGGAGACAUCCGGAGCUUCGAGGUCUUCCUGUCGUCACGGACGCCGGUCCUGACCGCCAGAGACAUCCGGACCUUCCUGCCCUGCACCGUCAACCUGGACCCGAAGCUCCGAGAGAUCAUCGCAGAUGUCCGCGCAGCCCGGGAGCAGAUGAACAUGGGCGGGGUCACCUACCCGGCCCUCCCCCUGCAGGAGGCCCAGCCCCGCCCCACCUCGGUCUACAGCCAGGUGUCGUCCACCUGCUCGCCCUCCGCCUCCUUCAGCGGGCCCUUCAACCCGCCAGCAGGGGGCAUCAUCUCCCCGCAGCCUCACAGCAGCUACUACAGCGGCAUGGCUGGCCCGCAGCAUCCCUUCUACAACCGGCCAUAUUUCUCCCACCAUCUUUACCAUCUGCCACGCCCGUUCGUGGCCUCCUUCCCUCCACAUCUUCAUCUACGGCCGCCUCCUAAAACCUCCUUCAGCAGAGACGCCGGCGCCGCUGGACCCUCUAAGAGUUCAUCUUUUAAAAGGAAGCAGGGAUCGGCGUCGGUCGUGUCGGGUUCUCCCGCCAUCCUCCUCAGCUCCAUGACGACGGACGGCGUCUGUGAGCGUGUGCGGCAGACCGAAGGCAUCGACCAGAGCAUGAUCGCGCAGUACACCGCCACCAUCAAGAAGGCCAACAUCAACGGCAGAGUUCUGUCUCAGUGCAACAUCGAUGAGCUGAAGAAGGAGAUGAAUAUGAACUUUGGCGACUGGCAGCUGUUCCGAGCCACGAUUCUGGAAAUGCGUCACAUUGAGAGUCAGGUGCUGCACGAGGAAACCGCCAGUGAGCAAGGCAGCAUGGUGGGGGGUCCCACUGAGGUGGGGAGGCGGGCCAUGGCGCCGCCGCACGCCGGAGCCAGCAAUGCGGACGGGUCUCCGAUGUACAGCUUCAACCUGAGCUUUGAGGAGCUGAGCGGCGUGGGGCUGGAUGAGGCGCCGCGGCACGGAAACGUCCAGUGGACGGGGGGCGCUCACCGGACCGCCAGCAUGACCAGCCUGAACUCGCAGGAGUCGUCGAACGACAUCGGCAAGCUGACCGACAAGCAGCAGGCCGAGUACCGCAACGCCUACCAGGAGUACAUCGCCCAGAUGGCCCAGCUGGAGAUGAGCGGCAUCGGCGAGAAGCCCGUCCAGCCUCAGCCUGGGCAGUUCAUGACAUCAUCAACGGGGGACAAGAACAAGGACGGCGCAGAGCAAGACGCACGCAAGUCCUUCAACAAGAGAGGCGGGGCCAAGCUGGCGGCCGACGCCACUGACUUCAACUCCGGCGGAGAUUCGCUCGAUCCGAUCACCGAGGAGGACGAGAAGACCGGCUCGUCCAAGUCCCUGCUGACCCGUAAGCUGUCCGCCGAGCGCGGCGGAUUGUUCCAAGGCGCUAGCGACCUGAAGCUGAAAGCCAGCGGCGGCCUGCGUUACCAGAAGCUGACCAGCGACGACGAGGAGUCCGAGGAGUCCGACAACCCUCUGCUUUCCAAAGACGGAAAGAAGCCACUCGACCCCAAGCUACCCGGCGGCUCGCUGGCGCUGAAGGGGAAGGACUACCUGUCGGACGCCAUGUUGGACAAGAAGGACUCGUCCGACUCCGGCGUGCGCUCCAACGAAAGCUCUCCCAACCACUCGCUGCAGGACGAGGAGGCCGACCUGUCUCAGCUGGAGAGGGCUAACCUGAUCGAGCUGGACGAGGAGAGCGCCGGCAGGAAGCGCGGCCUCCCCAGCAGCCUGAGCGGCCUUCAGGACCCGGCCGUGGCGCGCAUGUCCAUCUGCUCCGAGGACCAGUGCAGCCUGCUGGCCAGCAGCCCCGAGGAGAGCUGGACCUCCUCCAGGAGCUACAACCUCAACCGCACGCCCAGCAACGUCACCCUGAACAACAACACCAACGCCCAGCAGGGUGGCCGGCCCCGCCCACCCGCCGAGGGCUCCACCUCCUCCAACCUGACCUCCACCGGCGACGUCAUCAUCCCGCCGACGACCACCGCCACCAGGCCAGGCCCCAACAACGAGAACGUCCGCGUGGUCCACCUGAAGAGAGGCCUGAAACCCGGAGACCCGCCGGAGAUCUGCGCCGUUACCUCCGACACCGUCACCUUCGGCGAGGAGCGCGAGAGCAUCCUGUGAGCUCACGGCGAGAACAAAGGAGAGUCGCUGAAGCUCCGCCUCCAGAAAGAAGCUGGAGUCGAUCAGUUAGCUGUUGUGGUCGUAGUUGUAGUUGCACGUGUGGAACAGCUGAGGCUUCGUGUUGACGUAAAAAACUCCACUGCAUGUUGUCGUGACGUUCGCCUCAUCGUAGCGAUCCCGUUAGCUUAGCAUGUUUAUCUCGUCAUCAGAGUUUUACCUAAAUUUGCUGCUAGUUUAGAUUUUAUGCGUCUUUGAUGUCAGUAUUUUAGGCUCUUAUCUGGACCAGGUGUCGCCUCCUGGACUUCCUGCUUAAAUAAAAAUGAAAUAAAAAACUAAAGUCGGUGUUAAACAUGUGGAUGAUGGUGCUUCAUUCUCAGCUGGUUUUUAUUCUGAGGCUCAACAGGAUCUUUAUGCCCCAUUUCCACGAAUUCCCUGAAACCGAUCCGAGCUCCUUUUACGCAUUAGGCUAGCACGGUUCCUCGCCAACGAUAAUACAACUCUCAAGGAAUCACGCAAACUCACACGGUCUAGUUCACAGCGUUCCAUUAAUACUCAACAGUUACCAUGGUGACCGUGCUCAGACCGUUCUCUGGAAUAAUCAAUAGAUCAUUAUUUAUACCUAAAACUAAUAUGUUUGUGGUUAUUUAACUUUCUCUUUAAUUUUCGUCGCGAUCACUGAGUCUGGGAGCGGCCAUUUUGGCCCAAAUAUAGUAGGGGUGUCAACAAUAAUCGAUUCAGCGAUGCCUUGCAAUGUGGGGCAUGCACGAUUGAGCAUUGAUGCGGCAACGUGCCAUAAUCGAUUAUGUCACUGUUUAUUUUCUGGCCUCAAAUGAAAAAGUUGAGAAGUUUCAAUUACUUCCGGGGGCAUACCAACAACAAUCAAGAUGGCUGAGGCGGAGGAAGAUGACCGCGAUAGACGGGUAGGCCUAAUUAAAAACGCACCAAAAGCUUGAAAAGCGGAUAUCUGGGCACAUUUCGGAUUUUACGAAGUCAAUGGGAUUUUGAUGCAUCGCAAUGCAUCGUAGAAUCGAAUUGAAGCUAAUCGUGAGGGCAGUACCAAUGCACACCCCUAAAAUAUAGUAGCCCCUCCCUCCUGCCAUCUU
Molecule: messenger RNA, 6517 nt
Organism: Cyprinodon variegatus (sheepshead minnow)
Lineage: Eukaryota; Metazoa; Chordata; Actinopteri; Cyprinodontiformes; Cyprinodontidae
Gene: kidins220b
Product: kinase D-interacting substrate of 220 kDa-like
Exons: 29
Coding region: 183-5414 (1743 amino acids)
Molecular function (GO): protein binding
Source: RefSeq, a predicted model, not a curated record